CUGCUGGAGGCGCGAGCUGGGGUGUGGAGGGGGUUCGGGAGGAGGCUUCUGGGCGUCCGACAAGGACCAGGAGCGGAAAGGGCUUUGUCUGUGGCCUUCCACGCAUAGGAAUUUUGGAAUUCUGGAUCCUGUUCUGAGCUUCAGCAGAGGUCACUGCUGUCAGUUCACCGCACUGCGUGCCGGCAUAAAGCAAACCGGCGAGGGGUCGGGUGAAGUGUGCUAGAAAUGAUUUGAUCUCCUACCCCUUCGGGAUCUUACAGCCUAGAAUCAGGCCCAAUCACAUUUUAUUGCGGGGCGGGGAGUGGAAUUCGGGGGAAUCUCCGUGGAGAAGGUAGCAGAUGGGCGGGAUUUGAACUCUAUAGAGAUUGGGGGAAAUAAAAUGGGCAUUCUGAGUCAAGGAGGAAGGAGGCUUAUUUGUUCAACAGAGAAUAUUGGGAACUAAGCCAUUAGAGGUCUUGAAAAUGCCUCAGGGCCUGUGAGGUUCAGUGUUUUCAAGAUGCCGCUCUCAGACUUUGUUCUGGCCCUGAAGGACAAUCCCUACUUUGGGGCUGGAUUUGGGCUGGUGGGUGUGGGCACUGCCCUGGCCCUGGCUCGGAAGGGCGCCCAACUGGGCUUGGUGGCAUUCCGGCGCCAUUACAUGAUCACACUGGAAGUCCCUGCUCGAGACCGGAGCUAUGCCUGGUUGCUUAGCUGGCUCACCCGCCACAGUACCCGAACUCAGCACCUCAGCGUUGAGACGUCAUACCUUCAGCACGAGAGUGGCCGCAUCUCCACUAAGUUUGAAUUUGUCCCCAGCCCUGGAAACCACUUUAUCUGGUAUCAGGGGAAAUGGAUCCGGGUGGAACGGAGCCGAGAGAUGCAGAUGAUAGACCUGCAGACGGGGACUCCUUGGGAAUCUGUCACCUUCACGGCUCUGGGCACUGACCGAAAAGUUUUCUUCAACAUCCUGGAGGAAGCUCGAGAACUAGCUCUGCAGCAGGAGGAAGGGAAGACAGUGAUGUACACCGCUGUGGGCUCUGAAUGGCGCCCCUUUGGCUAUCCACGCCGCCGCCGGCCACUGAAUUCUGUGGUUCUCGAACAGGGUCUGACUGACCGAAUUGUCAGAGACAUCCGGGAAUUCAUUGAUAACCCCAAGUGGUACAUUGACAGAGGCAUUCCCUACAGACGUGGCUACCUACUCUAUGGACCCCCUGGUUGUGGAAAGAGCAGUUUCAUCACAGCCCUGGCUGGAGAACUGCAGCACAGCAUCUGCCUGCUGAGUCUCACGGACUCCAGCCUCUCAGAUGACCGGCUCAACCACCUGCUGAGUGUGGCCCCACAGCAGAGCCUGGUGCUCUUGGAGGACGUGGAUGCUGCCUUUCUCAGUCGAGACCUGGCCGCCGAGAACCCCAUAAAGUACCAAGGUCUAGGUCGGCUCACCUUCAGUGGCCUGCUCAACGCCCUGGACGGUGUGGCUUCCACCGAAGCACGCAUAGUAUUCAUGACCACCAACCAUGUCGACAGGCUCGACCCUGCCCUGAUACGCCCCGGGCGAGUAGACAUGAAGGAGUACGUGGGCCACUGCUCACGCUGGCAGCUGACCCAGAUGUUCCAGAGGUUCUACCCGGGGCAAGCAACUUCCCUGGCUGAGACCUUUGCAGACCGUGUCCUUCAAGCUACAACACAGAUCAGUCCUGCCCAGGUGCAGGGCUACUUCAUGCUGUAUAAAAAUGACCCUGCAGGGGCCAUUCAGAAUGCAGAAUCUCUGAGGAGGUGACAACCGGGCUGUGCCCAGCUUUCUCCUCCAGGAGAUCAAUAAACAGCUGCCAAGCUA
Molecule: messenger RNA, 1813 nt
Organism: Capra hircus (goat)
Lineage: Eukaryota; Metazoa; Chordata; Mammalia; Artiodactyla; Bovidae
Gene: BCS1L
Product: mitochondrial chaperone BCS1
Exons: 8
Coding region: 497-1756 (419 amino acids)
Biological process (GO): protein insertion into mitochondrial inner membrane from matrix; mitochondrial respiratory chain complex III assembly
Cellular component (GO): mitochondrial inner membrane
Molecular function (GO): ATP binding; ATP hydrolysis activity
Source: RefSeq, a predicted model, not a curated record